CAACGAAGAACGAAUGUCAGUGAUUAUUAUUACAAACUGAUCCUGUUUGUCAGAUUUUAGAAUAAGAAUGAGCGACCUAAUUCAAUAUGUGGUGGUACGAGGAGAUCUUUUGAAGACAAUGGAGUGGCCCGUAGGUGCAGUUAUAGCACAAGCAUGUCAUGCAUGCGUAGCUGUUAUUGAUCUUUUUCAUAACGAUAGUUACACACAGGCCUACCUUGCCAAUUUGGAUGGUAUGCACAAAGUUGUUCUGGAAGUUCCAGAUGAGAGCAGUUUAAACAGUUUAAGUUCAACGUUGAUCAAAGAGGACGUCCAUCAUAAGCUCUGGAUCGAACAGCCUGAAAACAUUCCAACGUGUUUAGCUACACAACCUUAUCCCAAGGAUAAGGUACAAUCUUAUUUCAAGAAAUAUAAAUUAAUGAAACUUUAA
This is a messenger RNA of Habropoda laboriosa, 427 nucleotides long. RefSeq names its product putative peptidyl-tRNA hydrolase PTRHD1. Gene Ontology annotation, molecular function: peptidyl-tRNA hydrolase activity. The transcript is spliced from 3 exons. NCBI's taxonomy places the organism in Eukaryota, Metazoa, Arthropoda, Insecta, Hymenoptera, Apidae. The coding region runs from base 68 to 427 and encodes 119 amino acids. The record is from RefSeq and is a predicted model, not a curated record.